AUGUGUCCCCCUCCCCAGCAAGGCAGCCCUGAGGGCAGGUCCGAAUGGCUGAGCUGCAUCCCUGGCCUCCCCCAUCAUGACAACCAAAAACGCCUCCAGAUGCGGCCAGAUUCCCCUGGGGACUGUCACCUGGUGGAGAACCGCUGGGUGAUGAUCUGUCUCCAGUGCAAUGAGGAGUCAAGGCUGAGAUGGAAGCUGGUGCAGGUGGUCAUGUGGUACCUGGCCUGCAGGACCCAGAUGGUGGGCGAGGGGACAGAGACCCCGGCUAGUGCGCCCCGCGGCCCCGCAGGCCCGUCCAUCGGAAAUGGUGAGUGGGCAUUCCCGGGAGUGAGGGAGCGGUUCUUCCGGGGCCGACGCUCAUACAGGACAGGCCGGGGCCACAACCGAAACGCGAUGUGCCCUGUCCCCAGCUCUGUUCACCGAGAGCCCAUCUGCUGUGAGUGCCAGGCCAAAUUUGGGGGCCGCCUGCCGGUGCGCAGGGCUGAGGCAGUGCUGCCUUACUGGGUCCCUCUGUCCUUGAGACCCCAAAAGCAGAUCCAAAAGAUGGUCUGGUUUUAUGUCCCCCAAACCACCAAGGCAUGCCCCUGCCCAUGCCACCACUUUGGGGGCCGCCUCACGAUGCCUAGGGAUCAGGCCGUGAUGCCCUACUGGGUGCCCCAGGUCCUGAGGUCUCACAAGAAGGUGGUGAAAAGGCAGCAGAGUUUUAAAGGCAUCCCAGUCCCCCUGGAUGUGCGCUCUGGGUACAACCGCUGGAGAAUCUGUGGUGAAGGGCGCCGUCUCCUCAAGUGGCAGCAGCUCCAGGCCCUUCACCAGGCUGCGCUGGUGUCCCCGGGGCAGCCAGCAAGCCUCCUGGCCUCCCUCCUGCCCCUCAGCCUCAGCCUCCUGAUCCUCGUCCAGGCCCUACUGAGUGUCAUCGUGGCCAUCUGGUGA
This is a messenger RNA of Lipotes vexillifer (Yangtze River dolphin), 930 nucleotides long. The record is from RefSeq and is a predicted model, not a curated record. NCBI's taxonomy places the organism in Eukaryota, Metazoa, Chordata, Mammalia, Artiodactyla, Lipotidae.